Molecule: messenger RNA, 1899 nt
Organism: Trichoderma harzianum CBS 226.95
Lineage: Eukaryota; Fungi; Ascomycota; Sordariomycetes; Hypocreales; Hypocreaceae
Exons: 2
Coding region: 1-1899 (632 amino acids)
Biological process (GO): box C/D snoRNP assembly
Cellular component (GO): nucleus
Molecular function (GO): RNA binding; metal ion binding
Source: RefSeq, a predicted model, not a curated record
AUGUCGACAUACAACUACGCACCUCCUCCUCCUCCGCCCCCUACUUCUGGCGGUGCCAGCUACGGACAGUCGAAUUCGACCCCCUACAGCCAGAAUCGCGGCGGCGGAUCAGGCAGCCGUCGGGGUGGCCACUACCACGGGGGACGUGGCGACUAUCAUAGCUCGCAGCCGCGAUAUGAAUACACUGGGCAGCCAUACCCUGCCCAACACGCAGUGCCGUAUGGGAGCGCCCAUCCUCCAGCGAAUGGCUAUCCAGCUCCUCAGCCGCAGUGGGCUCCAGAGCAUGGCCAUGCUCCUACACACCAUGCCCACCCUCAUGCUCCUGUUCCGCUCUCUGCGUCGAAUUACCAUCCAAACUACGCUCCUCAGCCAUAUCCCCCGUCUCAGUACCCCCAGCAGACUGCUUAUCCCGCCCCUCAACCUUACCCCUAUCAAGCCCCCCCUCCUCCCCCGAAUCAACCCCAGUGGAACAGUCAAGGAGCUCCCCAGGCAUUCGGGGGUGGUAGCAGAGGCCGCGGAGGCUACGGCGAUCGUGGAGGCCACAAACCGUCUCAUGGAGUACCGCCUGUCCGUCACGGCCAUGAGUAUGAUGCGGCACCUCCUCCGAUGAUUAGCGGUUUCCCUCAGCAGUACCCCCCUGACCCUCGAGUUGCUCAUUAUCCUCCGCCGCAAUAUGCUUAUGCAGCACCUCCACCACCUCCCGCCACCUCUCGCCACCAAGAUUCCUCACAUAACCAGUACUCUCGUCGAGGGCGAGGUGGGCAUAGAGAUGGUAGCAACAAGGGGCGAGGCGGUCAUCAUUCCCAUCACCAUCAUGGAGCCGGUGAAAAGUCACGCCCCCCAAAGCCACCGAGUAGCAGCGUUGACAGUGUUGUAAAGCCCGACAAGCCCGAAUCUCCCUCGGCUGGCAAAAAGAAGAAGAGAAAGACCAACACCCUAGGCUUGACCCCUGGAGUUGAUUCUGAAACGGAAGAUGACGAGGGAGAAGAAAAGACACUCACUGAGCUCAUUGGCCAGGAAGCCCUCAACAUUAGCGAUGUUGCGGCGUUCAUUGCAGAGCGAAAGAAGAAGUUUCCCACCAGAGCGCGCGUCGAAGCCAAAAAGGCCGCCGAGUUGGCGCAAAGAGAAGAGGACAAGGCUGCCUCUCUGGAGAAGGAGGCUGAUAGACUGAGAAAGCAACUGCGCAAAGUCGAGUUUUCCAUCAAAAGGAAGCGAGAGCAGGGUGACGAGGGUGACGAGAUGCGAGAUCCCUCUGAAGACUCCUCGGAUGAUGAGCCAGAAGUCAUGUCUAGCCGUAACAAAACGGCGCCUACUCCUCCUCCCUCGGCCAACAAGGCUGAUAUUACCAGACACUGCAAAUAUUACUCUACCGGUGGAACUUGCGGGAAGAAGGGCAAGUGCCGCUUCGUUCAUGAUCCCCAAGCCAGGGAAGCGGCCAUCAAAGAACGCGAGGCCAACAACGGUCGUUUAACCAUCCAGCAGCGGUUGAUUCUAAACGACAAGGAGCAAGAAGACUUGGCUAUCCUCCAGUCCAUCCAGUAUCUUCGCGAAAAGGGCCUCAUGAACACUGCUGGCGCAUCAGCGGCGAGCCAGGCCAGCGGCGAAGAAAAGCGCACGCUCGCAUCCACUUCUACACCUGCUUCUGCAUCCACACCUGCUUCAACGUCUGCGCCUGCUUCUGUUUCUGCUUCUACACUGCCACCCUCUACGUCUUCCCUUCCUGCUAUCCCUCCGCAGCCUGCCAAGAGGGAGCCGCCUCGCAGAAGCAACCCGCCUCCCUCCAUCAUACCCACCGCCAAUAGUAUCAGCGGUCAGGGGGUCCGGCACUAUCAAGGUUGGCUCCUCAAGCCGUAUGGCAGCUCAAGUGGCAAGCAAUCACAGAGCGACGAUCUUCCUUGA